Trifolium pratense (red clover) is the source of this 879-nucleotide messenger RNA. RefSeq lists its product as uncharacterized. Bases 1 to 879 code for a protein of 292 amino acids. The transcript is spliced from 2 exons. The record is from RefSeq and is a predicted model, not a curated record. Lineage: Eukaryota; Viridiplantae; Streptophyta; Magnoliopsida; Fabales; Fabaceae.
AUGGUGAUUCAACACGUAGCUUUUGAAAAAUCACAGUGGGUCACUGUGAUUCCAGAUACUAGGGCAAAUUCCAUGAAACCUAUAGAGAAGAAGAAAAGUUUAGCUUCAACUUCUAAUUCUUGUAAAGUUUAUGAUAAACCAAAGGGACUUCAUCAAGAAGGAUCAACAAGUUCAAAAAUUUACAAGUGUGAAUUUUGUAACAAAAUUUUUGGUUGUGGAAAAGCAUUAGGUGGUCACAAAAGAUUUCAUCUUCAACUUCUAAGGAAAGAGAAUGAGGCUAAAGCUAGGGUUAGUUUCAACUCUUCUAAUUAUGAUGGAAAACAAAUAUGUCAUGUUUGCAAGAAGAAUUUUUCAUCUAAUAAAGCUUUAUAUGGUCACAUGAGAUCUCACCCCGAAAGGGAAUGGAGGGGUAUUCACCCUAAUAAGUUUAAUUAUAAUAUUGAUUAUGAUUAUGAUGAUGAUGAUGAUAAUCAUGAUCAAGAUCAAUAUUUUAUUGGUGCACCUAAAAAAUUGGUUAUUGAUGAUGAUGAAUCAAUAACUUGGCCACCAAGAUUUAUUAAAACCAAUAAAAGGGGUCGAAGCUAUGAAGUUGAUAAUGCUGCUCAAAUACUCAUGCAUAUGUCUAGGGCUAAAAUUUUAGAAGAAAAGCUUAAUGAGAAUUUGGAUUAUGAGGAGAAAGUGUUACCUAGUACUACUAGUGGUACUCUAGUUGAUGACAAUAUUGAUGAAACAAAAUUGAAGAAAAGGAAGAUGUUGGUGAAAUUAAAGAAUCCAUUUUUAGCAUCUAAAGAGAAGAAUCUUAAUAGGUAUCAAUGUGAGAUUGGGGAAUCAAGUCAAUCAAAAUCAAGAAUUGUUCGAGCUUUUGAUUUGAACGAGUGA